Molecule: messenger RNA, 1489 nt
Organism: Diachasmimorpha longicaudata
Lineage: Eukaryota; Metazoa; Arthropoda; Insecta; Hymenoptera; Braconidae
Product: WD repeat-containing protein WRAP73-like
Exons: 7
Coding region: 10-1383 (457 amino acids)
Biological process (GO): microtubule anchoring at mitotic spindle pole body
Cellular component (GO): mitotic spindle; microtubule organizing center; MWP complex
Molecular function (GO): protein binding
Source: RefSeq, a predicted model, not a curated record
CUGAAGAAUAUGUUUCGAAUUAAUCGAGAUCUCUGCGCUUUCUCGACCUCUGGAAAGUAUUUUGUCACUGCACAGCAACAGGAAAUGGUUGUGAGGGAUUGCAGGACGCUGGAGGAUGUUCAAACAUUCGUUUUUCCGGAAGUUAUAGAGUAUUUGGAGUGGUCUCCUGGAGGCCAAUUAAUCCUCUGUGCUAAUCUCAAGAGAGCAAUCAUUCAAGUUUACUCGAUUAGAAACCCAAAAUGGAAAUGCAAAUUGACGCAAGGAAGCUCAGGGAUGGAAAAAGUUUUCUGGGGUCCGAACGAUCGAUCAGUAUUGAUCAUUUCAGACUUAAACGUGCAUAUAUCAGUCUUGACACUGGAUGACCACAAUCUAACAAAUAUUUGGAGUUUAAAAUCUUCAGCACCUCAGAACAUCAUCCUCAACGCCCCUCACAAACAGUUAUCAGUGAUAGUAUCGAAGGAAGGGAGAGACUGGGUAGAGAUAUAUGAAACAACAACUUGGAAACUAACAAGAAAAUUGAUGUGUGAUAAAUUAUUCGGAAUUGAUGGAGUGUCCUGGUCCCCUAACGGAGAGCUACUGGCCAUUUGGUCUUCCACUAUUGAAAAAUCGAAACUAUUAGUUUAUUCGAUUGUGACGGAUUCGCAUAUUGGAGCGUUCAGCGAUGGGGACAGACAUAAGAAUGGAUUAUCGAAUGGCAUUAGGAAAAUCGCUGGAGAAAAGAGCAUCAAGGGGAUUGAUAAAGUGGUGUGGAGCCCCGGCGGACAAUUACUCGCUAUCGCUGGUUAUAAUGAGACGAUUGUCAUUAUCAACCAUGUCACCUGGACCGUAAUUUUAUCAUUAUACUGUGAUCCUGUCAUAAGAGAGAGUAAUUAUCUUGGGAAAGUAUUCAAAGAAAUUGGUGUGAAAAGGAGAGACUGGACGACUGAUAUGAAUUCGAUUUCAAUUCUGGAUAGACACAUCCGACACAAAAUGCAGGAAAUCAAUGAAAGACCUAUAAAUAUUCAAAUCGAUACCAUACCAAUAAACUGGGACGUGUCAAUCGCUACCAUUGACAUUAUGGAGUUCAGCCCUUGUGGAAGGUUUCUAGCAGUGAGACAUCAGCUAUAUCCAACCACGGCAUGGAUCUGGGACCUUGUGGACGACUGUGUUGAUUAUCUUUUAUUAAAGAACUCCAUCACUGGAAUUUCUUGGGAACCAAAUAAAACUCGUCUGUUGGUCACCGCGGAGUCCUCUUUCAUUUUUGAAUGGAGACCUAGAACAACAGCCGGUUUUUUCGAGUCCCCCAAAGCCAUGAAAGUAUUGAACUCCAAGUGGAAUCCAGAAGGGGAAGUUCUGGCUCUCCAGGGGUACAACAAAGCUUCGGUUAUUCGUAUCACUGACUGAUAUUUAUUGGAGUCUUCACACAGAACCUACGAAUUUAUCUGUACAAUAAUUUAUUAUAUUUUUUACGCAAAAAAUCUUGAUUGCAUAAUAAAAUUUAUUAAUUAUU